Molecule: messenger RNA, 3896 nt
Organism: Cherax quadricarinatus
Lineage: Eukaryota; Metazoa; Arthropoda; Malacostraca; Decapoda; Parastacidae
Source: RefSeq, a predicted model, not a curated record
CACACUGGUGAGAAGCGCUCAUUUGAGUAUAUAAGAGAGAAGGGAAGACCCAUCAGCACCACAGACUUCUGCAGUCAUGGUUACUGGUGUUCUGGUGAAGACCUGCCUGCUGGGGGCGCUCGCCCUCCUCUGCAUAGAUGGCGCCCACGCUGACGAGAACCCAUGCGCGGCUACGGGCAUGACACCCUACGAUUACAAGCAGGCGCUCUGUAUGUCAUUCUUCUUCUACGAAGCCCAACGGUCCGGUAAACUACCAGCAAAUAACCGCGUCUCAUGGCGAGGCGACUCUGCCCUAAACGACGGUGCUGAUGUGGGCCAUGACCUUAGUGGUGGCUACUACGAUGCUGGCGACUUGGUCAAGUUCGGCUUCCCAUUGGCCUUCACCGUCACCAUGUUGUCCUGGGGCCUCCUAGAGUUCCCUAAUGGCUAUAGUCAAGCUGGCCAGACUGAUUAUUUGUUGGACACCAUCAAGUGGGCUACUGACUACAUGUUCAAGUGUCACACCGGAUAUAAUGAGUAUUAUGGACAGGCCGGAAAUGGUGAAAUUGACCACGCCCUGUGGAGUCGACCUGAAACAAUGACCGAGGAGCGACCUUCUUACAAGAUUGAUCAAGCAAACCCUGGUUCGGACUUGGCUGCUGAGACAGCUGCUGCUCUUGCUGCUGGCUACAUGGUGUACAAGAGUAGGGACGCAAACUACGCUAAUCAGAUGCUCGAUAUGUCCAAAGAAAUGUACGAGUUUGCUGACAAUUUCCGUCAAACCUACGACAUUUCGAUCCCCGACGCCUAUAACUGGUACCGUUCAUGGAGUGGGUAUGGUGACGAGCUGGUCUGGGCUGGUCUGUGGCUGUAUAGAGCGACAGGAGAUGAGUCCUAUCUCAACCGCGCCAGGGGUCAUUGGAGCGAGUUCAACCUGCAGUAUUCCGAGGCUCGUCAGUUCUCCUGGGACGACAAGAAAGCUGGAGUCUAUGCUCUCUUCUGGCUACUGGACGGCUCACAGACCUACCUGGACCACCUUAACACGUACUUCAAUUACCUAAGGAACCAGGCCGCGUAUACCCCAGAAGGCCUGCUCUACCUAGACGAGUGGGGCCCAGCCAGACAUGCUGCUAAUGUUGCCUACCUUGCUCUCUGGGCUGCCAAAUAUGGUGUAGACGCAUCAACGAACAAUCAGUGGGCUCAAGGUCAGAUGAACCAGCUUCUUGGUGCCAACUCUCGCUACCAAAUGAGCUUCGUUGUGGGCUUCGGUGACAAGUAUCCUGAGAGACCUCAUCACCGUCCCAGCUCAUGUCCCGACCUUCCUGAGGUUUGCGACUACGGAUGGGCUUACAGCCAGCCUGGCCCCAACCCACAUGUCCUGUACGGUGCCUUGGUCGGUGGACCAGACGCGAGCGGUACAUUCACAGACGACCGAACCCUCUAUGAGCAGAACGAAGUCGGUCUUGACUACAACGCUGCUUACAGCGGCGCUCUAGCUGCUCUCAUUGAGCUCAGUUAAGAGAUGCUCUCACAGAGCUCACUAGAAGAUUCCACGUCUGAUGUUACUAGCCGCUGUGUCCCAGGAACUAGCUAUGGCGCCCACGCUGACGAGAACCCAUGCGCGGCUACGGGCAUGACACCCUACGAUUACAAGCAGGGCGGAAAUAGUGUAAUUGACCACGCCGAGUGGAACCGACCUGAAAACAUGACAGAGGAGCGACCUUCUUACAAGAUUGAUGAAGAACACCCUGGUACGGAAUUGGCUGCUGAGACAGCUGCCGCUCUUGCUGCUUCCUACUUGGUGUUCAAGGAUACGGACGCUGACUACGCCGAGGAGUUACUAGCCCUGGCCAAGGAACUCUACGAGUUCGGUGACAACUUCCGUGGAAACUAUGACGUUGCGAUCCCCGAUGCGUACAAAUCAUAUAGCGGGUAUGGUGACGAGCUGGUCUGGUCUAGUCUGUGGAUGUACAGAGCGACGGAGGACGAGAGUUACCUCACCCGCGCCAGGGGUCACUGGGACGAGUUCGACUUUGAAACUACACCGCCUAAUCAGUUCUACUGGGAUGACAAGACCCCCGGAGUCUAUGCGCUCUUCUGGCUGCUGGAUGGUUCCCAGACCUACUUGGACCACCUCACGGACUACCUAGAUUACCUGCAGAACAGCGCCCCUUACACCCCAGAGGGAAUGGUUUACCUAGACCCGUGGGGAUCAAACAGGCAUACCGCUAAUGUUGCCUUCCUCGCUCUCUGGGCUGCCAAACAUGGUGUGGACACGUCAGUGAACAGCGAGUGGGGUCAGGAUCAGAUGGACCAGUUGCUGGGUGCCAACUCUCGCUACAACAUGACCUUCGUUGUGGGCUUCGGUGAAAAGUAUCCUGUGAGACCUCACCACCGUCCCAGCUCGUGUCCCGACCCCCCUGAGGUUUGUGACUAUGACUGGGCUUUCACCCAGCCUGGACCCAACCCACACGUCCUAUAUGGUGCCUUGGUCGGUGGACCAGACGAGAACGGCGACUACGAAGACGACCGCUCUAACUACGUGCAGAAUGAGGUCGCCUGUGACUACAACGCUGCCUACACUGGUGCUCUAGCUGCUGUACCGCCCACGCUGACGAGAACCCAUGUGAGGCUACGGACACGUCACCCAUUGACUACCCACAGCUGGGACUUUUUCAAGUUGGUUUCCCUUUUUCCUCACCUUCCCAACUUGGGCCCGGGGUCUCCCGACUUUCUGCGGUACAGUAAAGCGGGCCAGACUGAUUACGCGUUGGAUGCCAUCAAGUGGGGUACUGACUACUUCAUCAAGUGUUACACCUCAACGAAUGAGUUCUGGGGCCAGGUCGGAAACAGUGUAAUUGACCACGCCCUGUGGGAACGACCUGAAGUCAUGACAGAGGAACGACCUUCUUAUAAGAUCGAUGAGGAAAAUCCUGGUACGGAAUUGGCUGCUGAGACAGCUGCCGCUCUUGCUGCUUCCUACUUGGUGUUCAAGGAUACGGACGCUGACUACGCCGAGGAGUUACUAGCCCUGGCCAAGGAACUCUACGAGUUCGGUGACAACUUCCGUGGAAACUACGACGUUGCGAUCCCCGACGCCUACCCAUCAUAUAACGGGUAUGGUGACGAGCUGGUCUGGUCUAGUCUGUGGAUGUACAGAGCGACGGAGGACGAGAGUUACCUCACCCGCGCCAAGGGUCACUGGGACGAGUUCAACUUUCAGUAUUCAGUACCUACUGAGUUCUCCUGGGACGACAAGACGGCCGGAAUCUAUGCGCUCUUCUGGUUGCUGGACGGUUCCCAGAUCUACUUGGACCACCUCACCACCUUCCUGGAUUACCUGCAGAACACCGCUACAUACACCCCAGAGGGUCUGGUCUUCAUCUCCGAGUGGGGAUCAAACAGGCAUGCUGCUAAUGUUGCCUUCCUCGCACUCUGGGCUGCCAAACAAGGUGUGGACACGUCAGUGAACAGCGAGUGGGGUCAGGAUCAGAUGGACCAGCUUCUGGGUGCCAACUCUCGCUACAACAUGACCUUCGUUGUGGGCUUCGGUGACAAGUAUCCUGAAAGACCUCACCACCGAUCCAGCUCAUGUCCCGACCCCCCUGAGGUUUGUGACUAUGGCUGGGCUUUCAGCCAGCCUGGACCCAACCCACACGUCCUAUAUGGUGCCUUGGUCGGUGGACCAGAUGAGCAUGGCAACUACGUGGACGAACGCUCUAACUACGAGCAGAAUGAGGUCACCUGUGACUACAACGCUGCCUACAGCGGUGCUCUAGCUGCUCUCAUAGAGCUUAGCUAAGAGAUGCUCACAUCUCAGAAGACUCCUUGUCUCUCGUUAUCAACUGCUGUGUCCUAGUAACUGACUGUUGAGUCUGCUGUGAUUCUCUCUCUCUCUCUCUCUCUCUCUCUCUCUC